Aspergillus puulaauensis is the source of this 726-nucleotide messenger RNA. RefSeq lists its product as uncharacterized. The transcript has a single exon. The record is from RefSeq and is a predicted model, not a curated record. Bases 1 to 726 code for a protein of 241 amino acids. Lineage: Eukaryota; Fungi; Ascomycota; Eurotiomycetes; Eurotiales; Aspergillaceae.
AUGCAAAGUAAACCAGCACAACUACACCCACAAACCAACCUAUCCCAACUCCCCCAUCGUAACACCAAUAUGGCAAGGGCAAGCCCAUGGAAAGCCGUCAACACCCCUCUACCACCCCCGAGUGCCACCGAGCUGUCCCACGGCUUCACCAUCCACGCACCCUCCUCCUCCGACCUGUGGGAAACCCCAGCAACAGCGCCAGUCUUCACCUGCCCCAUGAUCUACCAAUCGAUCCCCCUCGGAUCAUUUCGCAGAUCCCGUGUCACAAUCACCGCAGAUCUCAAAGACCGGUACGCACAGGGCGGCUUGGCACUCAUCAUCCACCGGCCUGACGCAGCCCGCGCAUGGGUCAAGGCCGGCGUGGAGUUUAUGGACGGCGAGCAGCUUGUCUGUGUUGUUGGGAGGGACAGGCUACCUGAUGCCAGCCUGGGGACUUUGAUUACGACCAGUUCUGGUUCUGGUUCUGAUGCGGAUGCCGCGGAGGCCGAGGUGACGAUUGAGAUGGUGAGAGAGGACACCGGCCUGGCUGUGUUUGAAAUCCUGGCCGGGGAUGGAUCUGGUCAUGGGAAGAGGAAGGUCAUUCGAGAGAUGGCGUGGGUGUUUUCUGCUAGUGGUGAUGAGGAAUGCUGGAUUGGAGCGUAUGCGGCAAAACCGGCUGGAGAUGCGAAGGAUCCUGAUAUCGCGGUGAGAUUCAGAGGUUUGGUCGUUGAAGUCUUAGAUACUUAG